UCACCAACACGUGUCACCAUUUCCUUCACCUCCUCUCCCUACAUAAAGGUCGAUCCAUCGUCACCCACUCAGUUCUAAUGAUCUUUCUGCAGCCUGACGACAACUCAAGGAGUUCCUAGAGAGAGCGACACAGAGAGGGAGUACCUACAGAAAUGGCGUCGGAGCAGGAGAGACAAGAACUCGACCGCCGUGCGAGGGAGGGGGAGACGGUGGUUCCUGGCGGCACCGGCGGCAAGAGCCUCGAGGCUCAGGAGCACCUCGCUGAAGGGAGGAGCAAAGGAGGGCAAAAAGGAGGGCAGACGAGGAAAGAGCAGAUAGGGAAAGAAGGGUAUCAGGAGAUGGGCCGCAAGGGCGGGCUCAGCACCACCGAGGAGUCCGGUGGAGAGCGCGCCGUCCGCGAGGGCAUCGAGAUCGACGAGUCCAAGUUCAGGACCGGGAGCUGAAUCAAAUAUCUGCUUCUGCACUUAGCUACAUCGUCCUUUUUUUGGGGUAGCAUAUAAUCACCAGCAUCUGUGUUGUAUCGUAUGUUGUGAGAAGUUUUGGUGCUGGUGCGGUGUGUGUAUAACUAGCAGGUGUCUGUAGUGCGUGUACUGUUAGGUAUAUAGGUGCUGACUGCACGGCAUUUUGAUCUUGGCAUGUAAUCUUACUUCGGGAAAGAAUAUAAAGAUACUUUCCUGCGGGGACACGAUGAGGCUCCCGCAGGUAAGUGUUUCGACAUCCAUGA
Eucalyptus grandis is the source of this 724-nucleotide messenger RNA. Its product is annotated as em protein H5. Gene Ontology annotation, cellular component: cytosol. The record is from RefSeq and is a predicted model, not a curated record. The transcript is spliced from 2 exons. Lineage: Eukaryota; Viridiplantae; Streptophyta; Magnoliopsida; Myrtales; Myrtaceae. The coding region runs from base 153 to 443 and encodes 96 amino acids. Gene Ontology annotation, biological process: response to abscisic acid.